Colletotrichum chrysophilum is the source of this 2730-nucleotide messenger RNA. RefSeq lists its product as uncharacterized. The record is from RefSeq and is a predicted model, not a curated record. The transcript has 2 exons. NCBI's taxonomy places the organism in Eukaryota, Fungi, Ascomycota, Sordariomycetes, Glomerellales, Glomerellaceae. The coding region runs from base 1 to 2730 and encodes 909 amino acids.
AUGUCUGCCGCUUCAGUACAACAACCUAUCAUCCCUCCCCGACCCUCUAGGAGUACGGAAAAGGAGGAGAACACGAAUACUUCCUCCCUGCCCAAGAUUCCUCCUCGUCCCAUCAAGCGUUUCGAUCGCUCCAUCUCCCCGAACCCCGAUCGCUUUGCGCCUUCGCCUUUGAACGAGAGCCCGUUCUCUAAGAGUCCCAAGGCCACUCGCUCCUCCCCGAGCAAUGGGUUCCUUUCCUCAGAACCUGUCCACCGCCCGGCCAGCGUUUCUAUGCCGUCUGUUGGCGAGGAGGGCAACGAAUACGAUGUCGUCAACGAGGGCCUUGCCAAGGCACCUGCCUCUCCAGAACACACCCGCUUUGCUGCCGAGGACCUGAAGCUUCACGCCCCGAAGCCAACCAUGUCGGCCCAGAGCGCGAAGCAGCGGGUUCAGGCUGUGACUCGUACGGAUUCGGACAAGGCUGCUUCCUUCGGCAUCGGCAAGCCUAGCAGUGACGAGACCCGUCCUAGCAGUCUCCGAAAGAAGGCCAGCUCAAGUCAAAUGUCCCAGAAGUCGGAAAGUGUCUUCGGCGACGAGGAACAUGGUAUUCCCGAAAUUGGCCAGCGUGUGCCCAUGAACCCCCACCUUGGUGAUGUUCAGGCUCCGUCUCCCGCGCCGGGCUCUGCUGCUGCACCCGAGUCUUUGAGGUCCGGAACCCCUCGUCACCACUCUCGCAAGCACAGCUCGCGUGGCGUCAACGAGCUGCCGCCGGGCAGCUACGGCCUUCAUGGACACAGCUCUGCGCUCCCUACCGACAAGUUCGAGAAGGCCUGGUACGACAAGCACCCUGAUACCCUGAAGAAGGACUGCUCGACAAAACUCCACGACCGCCAGAAUGACUUUGCCAUGAGCAGCUCAGAUCUCAACAAGAUCGUUCAUGACACGCACAGCCGUGGGUCUGGAAUGGGCACUCAUGCAGAAUAUGCUGGCACUCCCAGCGAGGAGGUCGGCUACCAUGCGUCUGAGGAGUACACCUCUCGCAUGUCCUCGCCCCGCCCCGCCUCGAGGUCUCCAGAGCUCCAGCGCAUCAAGUCCCCGUUGAGCCCUCUUAAGGACUCUCACCCCGAUAUUGCCGUUUCCUCCGCGGACAACGCUGAUGACAGCACUGUCCACGUUGACGAAUCUCACAACCGCCGUAAGAGUUUCAUUUCCCAAGACCCUGACCAGGAGAGCAAGUACAACGCCCCAAUCCUGGCAGACGAUGAACGGGAGAAGGACGUCUACCACCCGUACGACCUGCAGCCAGCGGUUGAGCCCCCACCAGAGCGCUCCGGCAGCGCCUUCGAGAUGGAAAAGGCGACGAGCCGGCCCACCAGCCGCCCCACUAGCAUCUACAACAACCAGUCACAGACGGAGCUGGCUUCCACUCCCCUGGAAGACGUUGAAGAGUAUGAGCCGCUGUUCCCCGACGAGGAAGCUAAGAAAGCGGAGGCAGAGGCCAACUCAUGGAAGCCCCGCCACAAGUUCCCCAGCAAGGAUGUUUGGGAAGACGCACCCGACAGCGUGAACUACACCGCCGAAGUGUCAACGCCUGAGCCAGCAGAGACUGAACGUCCCUCCUCUCGACGAAGGUCUGAACCUCGCACCGAAACCCCCGCACACGCUUUUGCAAGGAAACAGGAAGAGCUUGCCGAACAGGAAGCUCGAGGUCUGGAUACCAGAGACAAGAAACCAGUUCCUCUGCCUCUACAGCAAACCAAGGAGCAAGACGCUCGCCCAGCCAUGGCCAACCGAUUUCCCAGCCGUGACGUCUGGGAAGAUACUCCUGAAAGUUUGAUGCACGAGGCAGUCGUCGACACCCCCGAGCCCGCUGAGGAUGCCCCUACCGAAAAGCCUCAGAUCCCAUCUCGUCCCCAGAAGAAGGGCUCAGAGUCCAGCGCCACUUCAGAACGACCGGCUAUUCCGGAGCGACCCAAGUCGAAACAAACCCCGCCGAUUUCUGAAAAGCCCAAGCCUACAAUCCCGGCUCGUCCUACCAAAACCCUACCGUCCGGCACCGACUCCAAGGAGCAAGAUGCGGCUCCUAAGCAGAAGCCUGCUGUCCCCGCUAGACCCGUCGGCGGCAAGAUUGCAGCUCUCCAGUCUACCUUCAUGUCCGACCUCAACAAGCGUCUUCAGCUUGGCCCUCAGGCCCCUAAGAAGGAGGAGCCGCCCGCGGCAGAUAUGGUUGAAGAGAAGGAGAAGGCGCCCCUCUCCGAUGCUAGGAAAGGUCGUGCUCGUGGCCCUCAACGCAGAGCUCCCGCCAAGGCCGCAACGCCUGUCGCGGAGGCCAAAUCUUCGGGACCUACUCUGUCGUUCUCCCCUCUGAGGAUAUGCUGGAGCAUCGGUGACAGCGGUGUGCUCGAGGUUGAUAAUGACGCCAAGCCGGAGGACGCGAAGGCGACACCAGAGGCUGAAGUUGCUCCCUCAGAACCUAAGGAGGCCGAACCAGUUGCGACUGAAAACACCAAGAUCGAGGAGGUUACAGCCAAGGAGGAAACGCCGUCGCAGAAACCUAUCGAGGAAGACAAGGCUGAAGCCAAGGAAGAGACUCCGGCCGAGGAGAAGAUCGAGGCCGAGGCGCCGAAAGAGGAGGUGAAGACCCUGGCCGCCAACAUGGCUGGUGAGCCGGUGGUCGAAGCCACCAUUGAAGAGAAGAAAGACGAAGUUGAGCCUGUCGCUGUUAAGCAGACGGGUGGUGAAGAAGCAUAG